AUGGCACGUAGGUCGCCGUUGCUCUUGCUGCUGCUUCUUGUCACCGCCACAUGGCGCACGACUCCUGUGCAAGGCGCCGGGGUGAAUGGACUGAGCAGGGACUAUUACAGAGAUUCGUGCCCGCAGCUGGAGGAGAUGGUUCGACAAGCCGUCGUGGAUGAACAUCUCAGGCACCACUUCGUUUCUGCGCCGCUUCUUCGCCUCCACUUCCACGACUGCUUCGUUCAGGGUUGCGAUGGGUCUGUGCUGUUGAGGUCGACGCCGGGGAACGAGGCGGAGAUGGACGCGCCGCCCAACAUGUCGCUGCACGGCUUCGACCUCAUCGACCGCAUCAAGACGGCCGUCGAGCACACAUGCCCCGGCGUCGUCAGCUGCGCCGACAUCGUCGCUCUCGCCGCUCGCGAGGGCGUGCGAAUAGCCGGCGGUCCGUACAUCGCCACGCAGCUAGGCCGCCGCGAUUCGCGCGCGUCCAAGGCGUCGCUAGCGGCGAGGGUCCUGCCCGGGCACCGGAUGAGCAUGAGCGACCUGCUGCACAACUUCGCCGCCGCGAACCUCACGCUCCUCGACCUCGUCACGCUCUCUGGCGCGCAUACCAUCGGCAAGGCCAGCUGCAUGACCGUCGCGCACCGUAUUGCGCCCAACCGCGACCCCUCAAUGGCUGGGCCACUGCGGGAGUUGCUGAAUGGCCAAUGCAGAGCUCCCAAUGUCGACGGAAAGAUUCAUGUGCCCCUCGACAGCUCCAGUGGCUCGCGAUUCGACAACCACGCCCUGACGAUGGACGCGCGCACUCGACAGCUGGUGGAUCGCUUUGCUUCGGACAGGGAGAGCUUCUUCCGCCAGUUCCGCGAGUCCAUGGUGCGCAUGGGCGCAGCGGGCGUGCUCACUGGCGCCCAGGGGGAGAUCCGCCGCACCUGCAGCGCUGUCAACUGA
This is a messenger RNA of Closterium sp. Naga37s-1, 930 nucleotides long. NCBI's taxonomy places the organism in Eukaryota, Viridiplantae, Streptophyta, Zygnematophyceae, Desmidiales, Closteriaceae. The record is from the annotation of a GenBank genome assembly.